UUAUUUAUUCACUUCUUCACUUCUUCACUUGUAUCCUGUCUCAAUAAUAAUAAUAAAUCCUUUAUUAGUCCCACAAUGGGGAAAUUAUUUCUCUGCAUUUAACCAUCCCGGAGGAGCAGUGGGCUGCAAUGAAGCGCCCGGGGAGCAACUUGGGGUUAGGUGUCUCGCUCAAGGACACCUCGGCAUGUUGACUGUAGAGGGGUUCUAACCAUAGACAUCAUAUAGAUACCUAUAUGAUAUAUCUAUAUCAUAUAGAUACCUAUAUGAUAUAUCUAUAUCAUAUAGAUAUCUAUAUGAUAUAUCUAUAUCAUACCUAUAUGAUGUCUAUGGUUUGAACCAACAACCUUGUGGUUACGGGACAAGCGCUCUACCUCAUGUGCCACAGCCGAAUAGACGAUCUUUGAUGUGUUUCUGGUCUGACCCGGUAGCAGAACCUCCGGGGUUCAGCGGGAGGUUCCGUUGUUGUUCUCCGGGAGGUUCUGCUGCUGUUGUUCUCCGGGAGGUUCUGCUGUUGUUCUCCGGGAGGUUCUGCUGUUGUUCUCCGGGAGGUUCUGCUGUUGUUCUCCGGGAGGUUCUGCUGUUGUUCUCCGGGAGGUUCUGCUGUUGUUCUCCGGGAGGACGGGACAGCGGGGCGGCUGUUGGAGCUCACGCACCGGGACACGACGCGAAGACGAGCCGUGAGGAGGCGUGAUGGGGAACCAGCUGGCGGGCAUCGCCCCCUCACAGAUCCUCUCUGUGGACAGCUACUUCUCAGACAUCCACGACCACGAGUACGACAAGAGCCUGGGCAGCACCCGCUUCUUCAAGGUGGCCCGGGCCAAACAUCGGGAGGGCCUGGUGGUGGUGAAGGUGUUCGCCAUCCAGGACCCGUCGCUGCCUCUGACCAGCUACAAACAGGAGCUGGAGGAGCUGAAGAUCCGGCUGCACUCCUGCCAGAACUGCCUGCCCUUCCAGAAGACCUCGCUGACGGAGAAGGCGGCCAUCUUGUUCCGUCAGUACGUGCGGGACAACCUGUACGACCGCAUCAGCACGCGGCCCUUCCUCAACAACGUUGAGAAGCGCUGGCUGGCCUUCCAGAUCCUCAACGCCGUGGACCAGGCGCACAAGGCCGGCGUCCGCCACGGCGACAUCAAGACGGAGAACGUGAUGGUGACCAGCUGGAACUGGGUGCUGCUCACCGACUUCGCCAGCUUCAAGCCCACCUUCCUGCCCGAGGACAACCCCGCCGACUUCAACUACUUCUUCGACACGUCCAGGCGCAGGACGUGCUACAUCGCUCCAGAGAGGUUCGUGGACGGCAGCAUGUUCGCCACAGAGAGCGACCAGAACACGCCGCUGGUGGACCUGACCAACAACAACCAGCGGAGCCGAGGGGAGCUGCGAGCAGCCAUGGACAUCUUCUCUGCAGG
Anoplopoma fimbria (sablefish) is the source of this 1409-nucleotide messenger RNA. Its product is annotated as phosphoinositide 3-kinase regulatory subunit 4-like. Gene Ontology annotation, molecular function: ATP binding; protein serine/threonine kinase activity. NCBI's taxonomy places the organism in Eukaryota, Metazoa, Chordata, Actinopteri, Perciformes, Anoplopomatidae. Gene Ontology annotation, cellular component: phosphatidylinositol 3-kinase complex, class III, type I; late endosome; phosphatidylinositol 3-kinase complex, class III, type II. The record is from RefSeq and is a predicted model, not a curated record. Gene Ontology annotation, biological process: protein phosphorylation; autophagy of peroxisome; late endosome to vacuole transport.